CUCACCACUGCGACUCAUGGAAGCCAUCUUCUGCCUCCGUGCCGCCCUCGUUACUCCAUUCAAAAGGCCGGGCUGCCUCCCCUUCCACCCCACGACCAACCUUUCCCCGGUUGGCCACCUCAGCUUUCCCCGCCAUUAUAGGGUAUCUUGCUCCCAUGCUCAGCCGCCGCGGCCGCCGACGCCGGAAAAAGACGAAGGAAGAAAAGGCCGCGCUGGAGGACGGACAUGGCCAAGGGUGGCGGCGGUUGGCGCAGGCGCAGCUUUCGUCGUCGCUUGCGCCUUGGGUUCUGUCAGCUUGACGCGCCCUGCACCUGACGCUGCGGUGGAGUGGUGCACGUCAUGGACAGCGCACAAUGAAGGACCGUCAGGAGGCGAUGGAAAGGGCACGAUGAACACUGAAGGCAACAAACUCGGUAAUCAAGCUCAGUCGAAGAAAACCAACUUGCAGAAUACGCGCGAGGCGGUGCAGCAAAUUCUAUUCGGGAAGAAGGAUCUCUCUUCCAUGGAGAAAGGACAAAGAAAAUCUCGUUUGUUCUCCAAAGAUUGGUUCGAAGAACUGGAAAAGUACGAAGCAGGAAUGCUGUUAGUGAAAAUGCUCAUGGAUAUGGCUAUUAUCUGCUUCACGCUGACGGUGGAGAAGAUGACAUCAACAGCCAGGACGAUGAUGACGACGACGACGACGGAGUUGAAAGAAUCGAUGGAGGACUUGAUCACUAGGGCGAAGGGGACGUGGAACAAGUACAAAGAGUUAGAAGAAGGAUUCGGGGAGAUGCCAAAUGCUGAUGAGAAGGAUACACCGAAGCAGCAGCCGACCACACGUUCUGCUUAUUGUGCUUCAUGAACAGCUUACGGUCAACGCAUGGACUUCCCUCUUCUUAUCCCUACUGCUUAGGAAACCUCGAUUCUUAUUGUCCCGAGGAAAUUACGUGUUUGGUUCUUCUGUUUCUUUACCUUCAGAUCAAUUCUUAACAAUGUGCUCGAUGUUCUUCU
Musa acuminata subsp. malaccensis (wild Malaysian banana) is the source of this 990-nucleotide messenger RNA. RefSeq lists its product as uncharacterized. NCBI's taxonomy places the organism in Eukaryota, Viridiplantae, Streptophyta, Magnoliopsida, Zingiberales, Musaceae. The record is from RefSeq and is a predicted model, not a curated record.